GCCAGCAAUCAUCGCGAUGAAUUUCUGCAGAUGGUGAGGUACAUCUCUCGCCGCGAGAAAGUCACGCUGUACGAGGUGUUCCAGAAUGAAUGCCGUGCAGACGAGCAGCACGAACAUGUCAUUGCGCUUCACGACGGCAAGGUGGACGUAGACGUUGUCAAGGCCGCACCAAGCACAGGAAGACAGGGGCGCAAGAGUAGGUUCGACACGGUUGUUGUCUUGGAGAAUGAGCAGGCAGAAUCCACCGGGGUAUUAGGUACAUGUAUUGGACGUGUUAAAGUGAUCUUCAAAUUACCAAAUAAACUGUCAACAGUCCGCGGAAGCAGCCCUGCACCUUCAUGGUGGCCUAAAGGCCCACUGGCUUAUGUCGAAUGGUUCACGUGA
Messenger RNA from Fomitopsis serialis, 384 nucleotides. RefSeq lists its product as uncharacterized. The annotation marks the transcript as partial. The record is from RefSeq and is a predicted model, not a curated record. NCBI's taxonomy places the organism in Eukaryota, Fungi, Basidiomycota, Agaricomycetes, Polyporales, Fomitopsidaceae. The transcript has 3 exons.